UCACUUUGAACUUUUUCUUGCGAUACUCAAUUUUGACAAAAUAAAUGUGCAAGAAGAAGCAAGCGCAGGGUGAUUGAGGGGACCAGCGACGUGAGCGCUAUCGCAUUGGUGAAGUGCAGGGACCUCUCACAAAUUUAGAUUGUCUCUCCUUGACGUUUUCCAAGCAAGCAGAAGUCACUGUCGAAAAAUGUCGGGUUCUCGGUGAACGGCGCCGGCUAAUACCAGCACAAACCUUCCUGCCUCAUUGACUAUAUGGUACUUAAUAGGCUUUGAAUUGGGUUUCUGCCAGCUUGUAGCAGCUCCAGUUCCUGAUAAGAGGUAACAAAUGGUAUCUGCCAAUCAAAGCAACGUUGUUCGAGCUCUCCGCUUGCUCGCACUGGCGGCAGUGUUGGUUCUAGGUGAAUCGCAGCAGGAGAUUCGAGAAGAUGCCAAAGGGGGAGCAGAACUAUGCGACAGAGAGAGAACCAGGCUGGCGCGUGAGCUGCUGAAUCAGUACCUCUUCCCCCUGAUUGACACAGCACGCUUCAGGCUCGACCCUCAACGAUGCCGACUCCAUCCAGAGAACGACAUGUUACUGCGACAAGAAGAGGAGAAGGUGGAGCAAGAGAACGGCCUUUGGCAGUGCCGCAUCUGCCGCAAGAUGUUCCGGGAGGAAGAGUAUAUUGACAAACACAUGGGGAACAGGCAUCCGCAGGUUGUAUACCCGGGCGCGACCGUUUGUCUUGCCGACCUGUGCGACAUCCUGCAUUGUGAUGCGGUUGAGAGGGCGGUGCAGAAGCGAGCGCCGCCAUCCUGUCAAGAACAAGAUGCGCAGCGGCGAAAACACCUGUGUCAGGCCCUAAGCGAAGCUUGCUUUCCUCCAGAUCAACCGCUAGGUCAAAAGAUGAACGAGUUCUUCCAGCGGCAGUUCUGUGACGCGCACACUUGCCACGAGGGCCGGAAGCUCUUCCCCGAGGGUCAGCAGAAGCGCGGACGAGGGGCCAGAUACUUCGUACUCGCAGGCCUCGGGGCAAUCCUGCUGGCGCUCUUCUAUGCGGGGCUCUUUCUAUACCAAAGAGACUUGGCAAAGCAAGGGAAAGGCCGUCUGUUUUCAAGCCGUCACGCUGCUCGUCUGCUCCAUUUAAGAAAACACAAGAAGCAAUAAUAUUGGUGCUGCUGGAAGUAACUUCAGCGGCGAUGGGGUGACAAACUCUGACCCGUUCUGUACAAGAAGCUGCCAACAAGAAUUGUGUCAAUUCAUAGAACGUGCCACGCGGAUAGCUGCCCCUCCGGAAAGAUGAGUUCAAAUCUCGUAAUCACUCCGCAAUUUUCAAGACAUGCAUGAUUCCACAAGACACUUUACCUCAUGCGACAGACGCGUGAUGGCGAAG
Molecule: messenger RNA, 1370 nt
Organism: Klebsormidium nitens
Lineage: Eukaryota; Viridiplantae; Streptophyta; Klebsormidiophyceae; Klebsormidiales; Klebsormidiaceae
Source: the annotation of a GenBank genome assembly